AUGGCCCCAUAUUUCAAGCUCAGUGCAUUGCAGUCUCCUAAAAUCGAUGAAGAACGGGACUACAUGAGAAAUGUCCCAUAUGCAAGUAUUGUUAGAAGCUUAAUGUAUGCCAUGAUGUGUACACGACCUAAUAUCUCUCAGGCCAUUAGCUUAGUUAGUCGCUAUAUGCAUAAUCUUGGAAGGGUUCAUUGGCAUGAGGUUAAGUGGAUUCUACGAUAUGCAACCAAUUUUGAUAAUAAGCGAAUUGAUCUCUUUGAUGGGGGCACUGAAGGAUAUGGGGAGCAAAAUGUCAUGCUAGCUUCCUCCAUGACAAACCAACAGCUGGUAGAUAGUGGAAACCGGAUGAUGGAUGAGACUGAUCAAGUCAUUGAGAGGUCAAAGAAGGUUGUUCAUGAAACCAACAAUGUUGGAAUUGAGACGGCAGCAGCACUAAAGGCUCAGACUAACCAAAUGAGUCGGAUUGUUAAUGAGAUGGAUUCUAUCCAUUUCUCAAUCAAGAAAGCUUCUCAACUUGUGAAGGAACUUGGUAGGCAAGUUGCAACUGACCGAUGUAUAAUGGCAUUACUCUUACUUAUUGUUAUUGGAGUUGUAGCCAUCAUUAUUGUUAAGGUUGUAAACCCAAGCAACAAGGACAUCCAGGAUAUUCCUAGAUUAGCCUCACUAGCAAUGACUCGCAGAUUACUUUGGAAUUCUAGUUGA
This is a messenger RNA of Carya illinoinensis, 699 nucleotides long. RefSeq names its product novel plant SNARE 11-like. Gene Ontology annotation, molecular function: SNAP receptor activity; SNARE binding. Gene Ontology annotation, cellular component: endoplasmic reticulum membrane; Golgi apparatus; ER to Golgi transport vesicle membrane. The transcript is spliced from 7 exons. The record is from RefSeq and is a predicted model, not a curated record. Gene Ontology annotation, biological process: vesicle fusion. The coding region runs from base 1 to 699 and encodes 232 amino acids. NCBI's taxonomy places the organism in Eukaryota, Viridiplantae, Streptophyta, Magnoliopsida, Fagales, Juglandaceae.